Clarias gariepinus (North African catfish) is the source of this 726-nucleotide messenger RNA. Its product is annotated as zinc finger protein 454. Lineage: Eukaryota; Metazoa; Chordata; Actinopteri; Siluriformes; Clariidae. The record is from RefSeq and is a predicted model, not a curated record. The transcript has a single exon. Bases 1 to 726 code for a protein of 241 amino acids.
AUGGCUGUCCAUGUGGGUGAAAGGCCCUUCAAGUGCGCGGAUUGUGGCAGGUGUUUUGGGCGUGGGUCGCACCUGGAGACCCAUCGGCGGCUCCACACGGGCGAGAAGCCCUUCAAGUGCAGCGCAUGUGGCAAGUCAUUCACGCAGAAGUCCGGUCUCAUCGUGCACGUCAGGAAGCACACCGGCGAGAGGCCGUAUAAAUGUGACAAGUGCAGCGAGGCGUUCCGCACCGCCGCUCACCUCCUCUCCCAUCAGGCCGUCGAGGCUGGAGAGGGCCGACACGCCUGCGCCACGUGCCGUGAAAGCUUCAGGACUGUUGCAGCGCUCAGGCAGCAUGAGAAGCUUCACAGAGAGACACAUGAUGCAGUCACACUCACAUGCAGCGUUUGCUGUGGUGCUUUCGCUUGCACUUCUGAAUUGCAAAGCGAGCUCCAUGACACCGAGUUCGUGUUUCACUGCAGGGUCUGCAACGUCAUUUUCACAGACAUGGCCACCUUCGAGAAUCACUGCGAGAAGCAUCAGAGAGAGGAAAGUGUUCAGAGAGUUGAGGAAGACGAGCUGGAGGAAGAUGAGGAAGAAGAAGAGGAAGAGGUGAGAAAAAGGAAGAACAACGCUCGUGAUCCCCCGUUUCGGCCGCACGUGGCAACUUCGGCGACGCGCUACACAUCUGAGGUCAGCACUCGGUCGAAAACCAGAACCAGGAGUAGCGCAGAGGGAGGAAACUGA